Molecule: messenger RNA, 1893 nt
Organism: Elgaria multicarinata webbii
Lineage: Eukaryota; Metazoa; Chordata; Lepidosauria; Squamata; Anguidae
Product: zinc finger protein 883-like
Exons: 2
Coding region: 1-1893 (630 amino acids)
Source: RefSeq, a predicted model, not a curated record
AUGGAUACUCAGCAGGACCCACCGCCAGAGAAGUCCAGGGAGGCCCUUGAGCCUGAGCAGAAGGCCAGCGAUGAAGCCCCAGACCAGCCAGUCUUAGAUGAGCAACCAAAGAAGCCCCUGGGGAAGAAGCAAGGCAAGCCAGUCCCUCACCGUGGCUUCAAGAAGUACUCCCCACGUGGCCACCAUGGGCUGCUUGGCCAUGCCGGCCGGUGCCACGAUUGCGGCAAGGGCUUUGGUUUUGGCAAGCGCUCGCGGCUGCACGCCGGCGCCGGCGCGGAGAAGCCCUACAAGUGCGCCGAAUGCGGCAAGUGCUUCCGGCUCAACUCCACCCUGGUGACCCACCAGCGGCGCCACACCAGCACCAAGCCCUACCGCUGCGCCGAGUGCGGCAAGAGCUUCAGCGUCGGCUCCGCCUUCAUCCAGCACCAGCGCACCCAUGUGGGCAAGAAGGGCGGCACCGGCCCGGCCCGGCCCUGCGAGUGCAACGUGUGUGGCAAGACCUUUGGCCUCCCUGCCCAUCUCAUCAAGCACCAAAAGCAACACCUGGAAGAGAAACCCUACAAGUGCGGCGAGUGCGGCAAGGGCUUCAACUGGAACUCUCACUUGGAGCGCCACCGGCGCAUCCACACCGGUGAGAAGCCGUACGUCUGCGAGGACUGCGGCCGGGCUUUUGCCUGGAGCUCUCACCUGGACCGCCACCGGCGCACGCACUUCGGCAGCAUCCCGGCGGCCGGCCCUUGCAAGUGCUGCAUGGCGGAGGCGGCCGGGCCGGCUAGCAAGGCCAGCACCAAGCCCUACCGGUGCGACGACUGCGGCAAAGGGUUCAACAAGAACGCAGCGCUGUCCAAGCACCGGCGCGCUCAUCACGCCGCCGAGAAACCCUACGUUUGCAAAGACUGCGGCAAGGGCUUUGGGCUGAACGGCGCCUUGCUGCAGCACCGGCGCACACGCCAUCCGGAUGACGCCGCCAAGCCGCACGCCUGCAAGGACUGCGGCAAGAGCUUUGCCUGGAGCUCCCACCUGGACCGGCACCAGCGCAUCCACGCCGGGGAGAAGCCCUACCACUGCGCCGACUGUGGCAAGGGCUUCUCUCAGAGCUCCCACCUGGAGCGGCACCAGCGCACCCAGACGGGCGAGAAGCCCUACUCCUGCGUGGACUGCGGCAAGUGCUUCGCCCAGAGCUCGGCGCUGGCCAAGCACCGGCGCAUGCACACCGGUGAGAAGCCCUACAAGUGCGAGGCCUGCGGCAAGAGUUUCAGCGUGCGCUCCAACCUGCUGAAGCACCAGCGCACCCACCUGGGCGAGAAGCCCUACAAGUGCGGCGACUGCGGCAAGGGCUUCAUCCAGAAGUCGGACCUGACCAAGCACCAGCGCAUGCACACCGGCGAGAAGCCCUACCGCUGCGAGGCCUGCGGCAAGUGCUUCAGCGUCAGCUCCAACCUCAUCAAGCACCAGCGCAUCCACCUGGGCGAGAAGCCCUACGCCUGCGGGGAGUGCGGCAAGGCCUUCAUCCAGCGCUCGGAGCUCACCAUCCACCAGCGCACCCACACCGGCGAGAAGCCGUACAAGUGCGCCGUCUGCGGCAAGUGCUUCAGCCGCAGCUCCCACCUCAACCGCCACCAGCGCACUCACGGCAACGACAAGGCCUCGGCCGGCCCUGGGGCAGCCCCCGCCAAGCCCGCCCCUCCCCUGCCCGCCUCGGCCUUCUCGGCCUCCUUUGCAUCGCCUGGCCCCCUCCCUAUGCUGCCCUCCUUCCCUUCUUCCUCCUCGCCCCUCCCCAUCCCUUCUUUGGACCUGCCCUGGGCCCUCUCUUUCCCAUCCCGGGGGUUCCCACACCCAUCCUUCCCUUCCCCUGCCCCAUCGAGUGCCCAGGCCCCUUCGCUGAUAAACUAG